This is a messenger RNA of Amphimedon queenslandica, 1473 nucleotides long. RefSeq lists its product as uncharacterized. Lineage: Eukaryota; Metazoa; Porifera; Demospongiae; Haplosclerida; Niphatidae. The record is from RefSeq and is a predicted model, not a curated record. The coding region runs from base 1 to 1473 and encodes 490 amino acids. The transcript is spliced from 8 exons.
AUGUUGCUUUUCACUACCCUCCUGACUCAGAUACUUAUAUCAUCUGCAGCAGUUGUGAAAUUGCACUUUCCAGCAUACAGAUGCUUUCAUGUCCGCCCCUCUCUCACUAUCUGCUCAAACUUUGAUUACACAGUUCUUACCACUCCACAUCCCUUGAAAUCAGUUGGUAUUCCUGUUGUAAUUGCUCCAUUGUUUUUGUAUUCUGAUGAUACUAGUGAAAACAGAACCAAGAAAUGGAAUAAGUUUGAUGUAUGGUGGACGUCCCUAGCUUGUCUUCCAACGGAAAAAGCUCAUGAUACUACCAACAUUUUUUUUGUUGCCUGUUCUAAUCGUACUACUGCUAUACCAAUUUCUGAGUCAUUUAUUGAUGAUCUUAAAUCUCUUGAGAAAGGCAUUAGAGUUUUUGACUGUGUAUGGCAAGAAGAAGUACUUGUUAUUGCUCCUGUAAUUUGCCUCUUAUGUGAUAAUGCUAGAGCCUCGGAACUUCUCAAUCAUCUUGGAAGUACAGCAAAGAAACUUUGCAGGAUUUGUGAUACAUCAGAUGGAAGUAUGUGUGGAGAUCAUAGAUGUAAAAGUAAAGCAGAGGAAUGCAUAGCAAAUAUUGUGUCAGAGCAAACUGAGAAGGGAAAGAAGAUGUUGAGAACAUCAUAUGGUUUACGUGAGAUGCAUAACCCAUUAUUUGAACUCUCUGUUGACUUGUACAAGUCUACUCCUGUUGAAGCCCUACACACUAUACUCUUAGGGUGUUGUAAGUACAUGGUUCGGGAAUUUAUGGACCAUAGAUCAGCUAAGGAAAAAAAGGAGAUUAUGGCCAGAAUUAAAGCCUUUUCUACUUGUGGAAUGAAUUGUAGGAUUUCAAGCAGCAUAUCUUAUUUCAAAUCCUUUGUUGGAAGAGAUUUCAAGGCAUUAAUGCAGAUGGCUCUGUUUGUAUUGCAUCCAUACUUUACGGUGUCUGAGAAGAAAUGUUGGUUUUUGUUAGCUAAAGUAUUCCGUCUGUGCUAUUGCAUUUCUUUUUCUGCUAGUGAUACUGCCUAUUGGAAGAAUGUUUGUUCAGAAUUUGUGAGAGUUUCAGUGGACUAUAUGCCAUCAUAUGCAAAAAGGCUAAAGACACAUUUGGUUCUGCACUUAGUUGAUAAUAUAUUAGAUUUUGGACCUACACAAUGCUACAAUACAGAAAGAUAUGAAUCUUAUAAUUCACUAGUUAGAGCUCAAAACAUUUUUGGUAAUCGUCAGUCCCCUAGUAGAGAUAUUGCUACCAACUUUGCAGUACAGCAGCACCUGACCUUUAUUUGUUCAAGAGGCUACUUUGAAGGAAAACAAUGUGGUGAACAGCUUUAUAGUAUUUAUCUUUCUACUCAAGUCCAGCAGUUUCUAAGAGGAGUUUCUAUUAAAAAAACUCAAAGUGAUAAAGAUAUAUAUCAACCUGGUUGUUUACGGAAACUACAUCAUGGAACUGUACCUUCAAGAUCCUAG